CCAUUUACCAUAAUGUUUCAAAAUCAAGCAGACAAGCUAGUUAUAGGACAGGUGAGGAGGUGGUCCGUGAAAAAGCUUCAAUGCCUGGGGAAAAGGGAAGCGCUCUCUCCAUGAGCAUCGUGGGUUGCUGGAUUUUAGCCCUAUUUGUCCCAUUACUUGUGGCCAAUGUCAAGUCUUCAAAAGAUGGUCAGCCGUGUGAACCUCAUGGACCCCCAGGACCUCAAGGACCCAGAGGUCUUCCAGGGCCAAUUGGACUUCCAGGACUCCCAGGUGUACCAGGACCAAGAGGGAAAACUGGGUUACCUGGAGAGGUUGAGAAGUGCCCGUCUCUACCUCAGUCUGCCUUUUCCGUCAAGCUGAAUGGGUCUUUCCCAGGACCCUCCCAGCCCAUUGUCUUCCAGGAAGCUCUGUACAACCAUCCCGGCCACUUUGACCUGGCCACGGGGGUGUUCACCUGCCACGUCCCCGGUGUGUACCACUUUGGCUUUGACAUUGCCUUGUCUCAGAACGUUGUCAAGGUGGGUCUCCUACGGAAUGCCACCCAGAUCAGAGACAAACAGGCAGAGGCCAAGGACGGCCAUGAGCAUGCUUCAGGAAGUUCCAUCCUGCAGCUGGAGAAAGGGGACAGGGUCUGGCUGGAGUCAAUGCUAGACAAAGAAGAAUCUGGAAAAGGAACGAUUCAAACCGUGUUUUAUGGGUUUUUGAUCAAUGGAAAUUAAGAUGGCUUUGGGUUAGCUGCAUAGUUCCCUCCCUCAAGUAACUCUGAAUUUAAGAAAAGAAGCUUUCUACUCCUCUCAUGCCAAGUAUUUCCUCUAGAAUUUUUAAAAGAUGAACAGCUCACAAAAUCAGUAAUGGCCAAGUUGAACAAAAUGAAUGUAUUACCAAUCACUGAAAUCAAUAAAGA
This is a messenger RNA of Camelus dromedarius (Arabian camel), 904 nucleotides long. Its product is annotated as protein HP-25 homolog 1. Lineage: Eukaryota; Metazoa; Chordata; Mammalia; Artiodactyla; Camelidae. The record is from RefSeq and is a predicted model, not a curated record. The transcript is spliced from 3 exons. Gene Ontology annotation, molecular function: protein binding. Bases 81 to 719 code for a protein of 212 amino acids.